AGUGAACUUGUAUCCAACAGUUUCUGUGAUAUCAUCAAGGGACACCAAUCCAUGAAUCUGGGGUUCUGGCGCGAUGGUCUUGAGCGUUGUCAGCCUUGUUUACACGCUUCCACGUUGCUGAGGGAUCGGCUAUCCGAAUUUCCUAUCCAGCCUCAUCCCUUCACACCUGCUCUACCAACGAGAUUCAUGAUGCCCAGCCGACCAAUAUAGACCGCCAUCAAUAGCAUCACGGACGGCGUCUGUCCCGGCAACAUCUACUUCCUACACGUCAGGCUGGCUUCUAUACUCAAAACCCACCUCGGUAGCAUUUCAUUCCGAGGAAAUUAUGUUCACACAAUAACACCAUCUCAGCUUGAUAUAGGUGACUGAGUCCUAUAUACAUACUGUACCUAUUGUGGCCAAGUCAGGGUUCACCAUUCGCUGCAUUUACGACAUGAGCAAUUUUAUGAUUAGAUCAUCACCUAACCUUAUCUCAUUGCUACCUCUCAUUCAUUUGCUCAAGAUCGGUCCUCUGCUCCCCUGACAAGGGCAGAACUACAAAGCAAGCUCCCAAGCAUGGAUGGUCCUCCCGCAUCAGACAAGUCCCUACUGGAGCGGCUGAAUGCCUUAAAACCUAGCUCCGUUAGUCUGACAGAUCCCCCCUCAUCAAUCUCUAAGCCCAUAUCCACUAUUGAGCGGGCCAAGUCACCAUCAAGAGAAGAUGCCUUGACAGCACGACUCAAAAAUCUCCGCAACCAAGCGUCUGUGUCUGCGUCUGCGUCUACGUCUGUUGAUACCGCUACUACGGAUCAGACGCAACCUUCCAGCGAGACUGCACAGCCACCGACCGGACUCACGGAGUUCCCAACGGGCAGCAAGUUAGACUCAAAGCAAGCUACUGCAUCUAAUCAGGUCACCGAUGAUGUUGAUCCACUUCUUUAUACAGACGAUCAGGCUCUUGAAGACUUAUUGGCUGAUCUCAGAGCCGAUGAUAGCUGGCUAGACGAGGUUGCGGCUGAAGAAGAGGAACGUCAAAGAGUAACUGCGCUGUUGACCGAACUGGGAAAGUCUUCCGGUGUGAGAGGUGAAACAGACAGCCAGGAUGUUUCUCGGACAGACGGUGAAGAGAGCAGUGACGAUGAUUCUGACGGAGAAGUUAUGACGAAAGAGGUAGACUCGGUGCUCGCCAAAGCUAAAGAUGAACUGGAUUGGGAAAGAGCCAAUAGAGACUCUUCUCCAUCACCAGCCCCACGAUCAGGAGAUGCCAAAGAAGGUUCUCAGGGCGGGACCAGCUCAUCACCGAACGAAGCCCCCUUUAACCUUCCCGGAGUUCCGUCCGAGCUCCAAGAUCAACCUGAUCUGCCCGCAUCAUCUACUGAGACUACGUCAGAUGCUGAUGCUGAUUUUGCGGCAUCUAUUGCCUUCCGCAUGGCUGCUCUGAAGCUGUCGGGCCCACGAGGGCUUCCAUCAGCACCCACGGUUGCCGUUGAUUCUUUGGGCCUCCCCCAGGCGCCAACCUUUGCACCUGCCGAUCGUCCAAUACCUGGCCUAGCCCAGCGUAAGGGACUCACAGAUGAGGAUCAGAAGACAUGGUGUGUUGUAUGUCUGGAAGAUGGCACCAUCCGCUGUCUUGGGUGUGAAGUCGGUGAUAACGUGUAUUGUGCUCGCUGUUGGAAGGAAAUGCAUAUUGGUCCACAAGCUGGUUACGACGAGAGAGGACACUCGUGGGAGAGCUUCAAGUCCAGGAUGCGGUAGACCAACAGGGUGUUGUAGAUAUUCGGUAGCUAGGCAGAUCAGCAUGUAAUAUAUGUGACGGACUGCCUUGUAAUAUAUGCCCCUAUAUAUUUAUAUAUGUAUCAUUACGUAGGUAUUUGCACGCGUAUACGCAC
Messenger RNA from Xylaria bambusicola, 1868 nucleotides. RefSeq lists its product as uncharacterized. NCBI's taxonomy places the organism in Eukaryota, Fungi, Ascomycota, Sordariomycetes, Xylariales, Xylariaceae. The record is from RefSeq and is a predicted model, not a curated record. Bases 556 to 1734 code for a protein of 392 amino acids. The transcript is spliced from 2 exons.